CGCUCACAGAGACUGCGGUUACAGACUGUUGUCAUGGUGACAUCUGUUGCUCUUCUCUGGAAACUGAGCUGACUUACUUUGGCUUAAAACCAGUUGUGAGGACAUUUCUGUUACACAUUUGCCAGAUCAGAUAUUUCUCAUUACCUGCAUGAAUACUAUUAAAUCACUGAUUUCUCUCAGAAAAUACCUGCAAGAGAAUAUAACUACAACCUUUGCACCUCUAAAAGCAGGGUUUAUAGGAGUUAUGCUAGCUUGUGAUGCUACAGAAAUUUCCUGUUUGCAACUAGCUAAUUACUGAGAACUUAGUUUAGAUCCUAGGCCAGGAAACAGUUAUGUCCUUACAAGUACAGAAACACAAAUGUGUGGGUAGGUAGGGUCCUGACCUGUGUGUGGUGCAUGACUAAGUGCAUGUAGUGUGUGUACAGUGUGUAUAAUUGUGUAUAUUCAAAGCAUAUAAUAGUGUGUACUGUGUGUAUUCAGUCUGUGUUUCAGGACUCUUCCUGAUCCUGACCCCACCGAUGCUGAUGCAGCUGAAACCAGACUCUGUGUUUCUAUGAGGACAAAGCCGCAGCAACACAAACAGGUCCCGAACAAAAGGUGGCCAUGUUUCCAGAACUCCAUCCAUCCAUAAAUCCUGGCAGCAAGCGGUUCUGCGCGGUUUGACACAGGAGCUGCUGAGCAUCAUGCCUCUGCCCCGACGACACUCAUCCUUUCUGGGACAGCUGUCCUCUGAACACCUGGCCUCUGCCUCCUGUGGGAGGAUUGGCUUGGUCAGCACGGGCACCACCCGUGGCGUCUUCGUGGGCUCCACCCCUCCAAUGGAUGGGGCCUCCAGUCUGGGGACACGUGUGUCCCGACGGGCUCUGGGUAUCAGCAGUGUGUUCUUGCAGGGGAUGAGGAGCUGUGCAGCCCCAGUCUUGCCCCAGGCCGGAGAACGUUCGGCAGCGGUGACCGGUCUGAACAGCUGCCUGAUAGAGUACCGGGACAAAGUGAGAGCACUGGAACAGUUGAACCAACAGCUAGAGGAACAAAUACGACUCUGUCUGGACCGCAAGGCAUGCAGUGCCGGGGCCUGGGGGCCGCUCAGGAGGGAGUGGGAGGACGUCUACAGGCAGGUCAGUGAAGCCAUCCUGGGUAACGCUCGCCUCAUGCUGCAGACGGAGAACGUUCAGGCCAAUGCCGAGGACUUCAAGGACAGGUACGAAAAUGAGCAGCCCUUCAGGAAGGCGGUGGAGGAGGAGAUCAGCUCUCUGUACAAAGUCAUCGACGACGCCAACCUGACCAAGGCCGAGCUGGAGGAGCAGAUGGAGAACAUGAAUGCGGAGCUACGCAACCUGGAGCACAACCACGAGCAGGAUGUUCGAGUCCUCUACAGUCACUUGGCGGGACGUGAGGUGGACGAACCCGACGCUCCUAUACAAACCAGUCUGGACCAGAUCCUGGCCUACAUCCGGAGCCACUGGGAGAAGGUGAUGGAGAAGAACCGAGCCGAGGCCGACCGCUACCUGGAGUGCAAGGAGGCCCAGUGUGUGAGCAGCAGGCUGAGUCCCGAAGAGGAGCAGGUGGAGGCGCUGAAGGCCGAGUGCAACGACACCGGCUGUAAGAUCCAGAGUCUACAGGCUGAGACAGAGGCCCUCAGAGCACUGAAACGAGGUCUAGAGAACUCCCUGAGUGACGCCCGGCAUUGGCACGACAUGGAGCUCCAGAACCUGGGCUCGGUGGUGGCCAAGCUGGAGGCGGAGCUGGCCGACGUCCGCGGAGAGAUCGAACAGCAGCGCCGUGACUACGACACACUGCUGAGCACCAAGCAGCGUCUGGAGCAGGAGAUCGGCUUGUACCACGGCAUCCUGGACGGAGAGGAGAGUCGCUUCCAGCCUGCCGAGACGCCGUGUCAGGGUCUGCACUCAGAGCCCGAGGGAGUGGCCGAUGCUCCCGGAUCCAGGACCGACAUGGAACCCCAGGACCCCCAGGACAGUGACCCCGGGGGGCAUCUGAGCAGCAGACAAUAGCCCAGCAGGCACUCUCUGGAACUUUGUGUUUCUUCAGACGGGAACUCUGAGGUUGAAGUGGUCUCUACAGGAGGAUUGCUACCUGUGGUGC
Monopterus albus (swamp eel) is the source of this 2100-nucleotide messenger RNA. It is a transcript of the gene bfsp2, whose product is annotated as beaded filament structural protein 2, phakinin. Gene Ontology annotation, biological process: intermediate filament organization. Gene Ontology annotation, cellular component: intermediate filament; cytoskeleton. NCBI's taxonomy places the organism in Eukaryota, Metazoa, Chordata, Actinopteri, Synbranchiformes, Synbranchidae. The coding region runs from base 684 to 2009 and encodes 441 amino acids. Gene Ontology annotation, molecular function: structural molecule activity. The record is from RefSeq and is a predicted model, not a curated record. The transcript has 7 exons.